AUGGCUAAGGAAGGGAAGAACAAGAAAGCUGCUAGAGCCUUCUUCCUGCGUUUGGUGGGGAUGACGAUCUUCUGUGGGAAGACAAACAACAAGGUGGAUGUUGCAUGUUUGAGGAUGUUCAUGGACUUGGAAAAGGUUGGGGAGUAUGCAUGGGGCGCCAUGGCAUUGGCUUUCCUUUAUGACCAGCUGAAGGACGCAACCAAGGUCGGCACCACUAGUCUUGGAGGAUACUUAAAUCUGUUUCAGGCAUGGAUAUUUGAGCAUUUCCCUGCUUCAUUGUUUGAUAGAAACCUGAACAGGAAAUACAGUGAGAAAGAACCGCGAGCUUGCAAAUGGGUCACCAAGAGGGGGACUGUGGACCUGCAUGCGAAGAGGCUAAUCCUAGAUGACCUUAGGGAUAACAAUGUUAUAUGGACUCCAUAUGACGGGCAUAGAGUGGAUUGGCCCUUUCAGUAG
This is a messenger RNA of Lotus japonicus, 456 nucleotides long. Its product is annotated as protein MAINTENANCE OF MERISTEMS-like. The transcript is spliced from 2 exons. Bases 1 to 456 code for a protein of 151 amino acids. The record is from RefSeq and is a predicted model, not a curated record. Lineage: Eukaryota; Viridiplantae; Streptophyta; Magnoliopsida; Fabales; Fabaceae.